This is a messenger RNA of Rubroshorea leprosula, 1775 nucleotides long. Lineage: Eukaryota; Viridiplantae; Streptophyta; Magnoliopsida; Malvales; Dipterocarpaceae. The record is from the annotation of a GenBank genome assembly.
CUGUCCCUGAUUCCUCCGCCACCGGCUACCUCCCUACCCGGUUCCCCACACGUGCUUCACCACCACACACGUACCUAUCAUUCCCCUCCUUUCCUGGUGCAACAAAUAAAAGCAAGGGAGAUAGACCCAAGAAAUGGAGAGUGUAGAACCAAAGAAAAUUUUCUCUUCUCAUCCUCUAUUAGUCUUGUAGUGACUACUAUUUUCAUAUGGGUUGGGUUUUUGCACUCUCUUUCUAUUACUUUUCCUUCUGACUCUGAAGUCUGAAACUUGAUCAGUUCUUCAUCUGGGUUUUCGAUUUUCUGAAAUUAAUAAGUCAGAGUCAUCUGGGUUCGUUUCGUUUUUUUUUGGGUUUCUUUUCUCUUGUCAAAUCUUUUUCUGGGAGAGGGAAAAUCUUGUGUUGUUGCAGAGAUGAGGAUCAGGAAAAGACAGCUGCCGUUUCCUCUCUCAUCCUUUCUGUCUUCAGAUCCCCACUUUAACCGGUCACCGGUGGUGCAACUCAACAACCCACAUGGAAAUCUCACCCCUCACCCGUCUGAUCGUCCUAAUCAUCACCCGAUCGGCGUCCAAACCGCCGUUUCUGAUUCCUCUGACAAGAAGAUGGAGCGAGAUUGCUUGGAGUUGAAGCAAGAAAGACCCACUACAGCAGCGGCGGCGGCGGCGGCCGUACAGGGGCAGGAAGGGGAGGAGAGAGGAGAGGUGGAGCGGAAGAGUAAUGAUACCAGGAAGAAAAGUAUUCUGGGUGCAGAUGUGGGUUCUGGGUCUGGUUCUUCUUCUCGUCAAGCUGGGGAGAGAUGGUACGAGGAAGAGAAAGUGUUUCCAUUGAAGAAGAGAAGGGGGAGGUUCGUUGAGGAUGAUGUGAUAAUGGAGAAAGAUAAGAAGGCGAAUGCGAAGAUGAAAGCCAAGAUGAACAAGAAAUGCGUGCAACAACAAAACGAUAAUGAUCCAGAAGAGAUUAAAGAAGUUGAUGGUGGCAAUACUACUACUACUGGUGCAAGGAAGAGGAGUAGAGGUGGUGCACUAAUGGAGGGAUCGCGGUGCAGUCGUGUUAACGGGAGGGGAUGGCGGUGUUGCCAACAAACUCUUGUUGGUUAUUCUCUUUGUGAGCAUCACCUCGGUAAAGGACGUUUGAGGAGCAUGAACAGCGUCAGAAGUCGGUCCUUGGCUAGUACUGGUACUACUGCACCCGAGAAGGACAACUUGGACCACGAGCCAUUGUCUAGUUCUUCAUCCUUGCAGGAUAAAAAUGUUGUUGUGAUAGAUGGUGAUGGCGAUCAGACUGGGAACACAGAUAUGGAUGACAAGAAGCCUUUGAUGACGACGACGAUGAAGAAGAAGAUGAAGCUUGGCAUGGUUAAAGCUCGAUCCAUAAGCAGCUUGCUGGGGCAAACAAACAAUGCACUUGCAUGUGCAGUUGAUGAGGACAAGUAGUUCGUUAAAGGCAGAUGAACUACACCGAGACUCUAUAGCUAGAAUUUGAUAUAUGAUCAUGUUAGAAAGGAAUAUCAUCAAGGUUCUUUUGGGUAUUUUGAGUGGAUAUAUAUAUAUAUAUAUAUAUAAAGGUAAAGUUUGAGGUUUACAUUAGAGACUGGUGCAACUGUGAUUGAGCUUCCAUUUCUCUGUAUGAGAUUCUUGAGGAAGAACAGAUGCUUGAUAAAGUGUUUUCACUUAUCGUUUUCUUCUUUGCUUUUUGAUUUUUUGUUCUUGUGCUUUUUUAAUUAUGUAAGGUGAUGUGGGUUUAAUAUUAAAGAAAGUAGAUAUAAAUAUGGAGUUUGUUU